Manihot esculenta (cassava) is the source of this 1458-nucleotide messenger RNA. RefSeq lists its product as uncharacterized. The transcript is spliced from 4 exons. Gene Ontology annotation, cellular component: mitochondrial small ribosomal subunit. Gene Ontology annotation, molecular function: structural constituent of ribosome. Lineage: Eukaryota; Viridiplantae; Streptophyta; Magnoliopsida; Malpighiales; Euphorbiaceae. Gene Ontology annotation, biological process: mitochondrial translation. The record is from RefSeq and is a predicted model, not a curated record. The coding region runs from base 96 to 1337 and encodes 413 amino acids.
CUUCUGGCCGUGGGGCGUUCAGCUCCACCCGUCAACUGAUAACAGAAACAAAAAACCCCAAAAUCUAAAACCCUAGCCAAAAUCAAAAUACCAACAUGAGACGAUCUCUGCUCGUCAAUAUCUCUCGUUACACUCGCAAUCUUCUUCACUCGUCUUCCAAUGUCGGCACCAGACUCCAUAAUCCUUCACUUCCCAGUUCUACUCGGUCUGUUCUUAGGCUUUUCUCCUCUGGUGAAAACCCGACGACACCGUCCCCUGAAUCAGCGCUGCUAGCUCAAAUCAAGAAGAAGGAUGAUUCUGUCCAGGCUAAGGAUGUCGGUAACAAAGAGCUGAAAGAGCUUAUGGAUAAAUACUUUAAGGGAGACGAGGAGGUGCUACCUUCAAUUAUGGAAGCAAUUUUACACCGCAGGUUGUCAAGGAAGCAUGAUGAGACAGAUGAUGAGUUGAUGGAAGAACUUCGUAUGAAGCCACUGGAUGAUGUGAAGGACAAAGAGUUUGAAUCAGAUUUUGAGGAGCUGUAUGAGACGGAUGAGGAGAUCGACGAUUUGUACAAUGCCAAGGAAAUAGUGAUGAAGAAAAUGGUGAAGGAUGAGUACUUCAACAUGGAUGACAAGAAAUGGGAUGAGAUGGUUACGGAGGCAAUGCAACAUGGGUUUUUAAAGAACACAAGGGAAUGUGAGCAAAUUCUGGAGGAUAUGCUUAGGUGGGAUAAGCUUCUUCCAGAUGACAUCAAGGAAAAGGUGGAAAAGAGGUUCAAUGAGCUAGGGGAUAUGUGUGAAAGAGGUGAGCUUGAACCUGAGGAAGCCUAUAAGCUGUUCAAGCAAUUUGAGGAUGAGAUAGUCAUGGAAUAUGAAAAGAGAACGGAAACUGACGGGUCCCAGCAAUUUGAUGAGGCUAUGGUGCCAGAUAAGCAAGAAGACUUGGAUGAUGUGUCAAAUGAGGGGCCAAUUCUUAGGUGGCAAACACGGGUAGUCUUGGCUCCUGGAGGUGAUGCCUGGCAUCCCAAAAACAGGAAGGUGAAAAUGGCGGUUACUGUCAAAGAGCUUGGUCUUUCAAAACAUCAAUUUAGACGGUUGAGGGAACUGGUCGGAAAACGAUACCAUCCAGGGAAAGAUGAACUUACAAUCACAAGUGAGAGGUUUGAACAUCGGGAGGAAAACAGAAAAGAUUGCCUUAGGACUCUCUUUUCACUUAUUGAGGAAGCUGGGAAAGCUAACAAGUUGGCAGAGGAUGCUCGAGCUUCAUAUGUGAAGCAAAGACUUCGAGCUAAUCCGGCUUUUAUGGAGAGGUUGCAGGCAAAGAUAAGGAAACAAUCAUCCAACGCCAUCUCUGCAUGAGAAAUAGGGACUUCCUGAUUUUGUUGUUGGUAUUUUACAUUAUUGCCCCCUUAUAAAAAAAUUUUGGGGCAAAACUAGUAGAAUGCACUCAAUACAUUUUUGCAUGCCUUUCUUUCUCGAA